AUGGAACGAACAGCGGUGGCGCCUUUUCAGUCGCCACCACUGCUCGUUGGUCGAAAAUAUCAGCCACGCACAGUCGAUCAGCACAAUCGCGAACAUAUGAUAUCAUUACCGGCCUUUUCGUUAAUGACUUUGCUCUUGUCGAAUGUGACCAGCAGCCAACAACCAACAAGAAAAAAGGUGCCCGAACCGCUCGUUGUUCAUGAAAUACGGCCAUGGUCUUUGUUUGCCGAUGCUGCGGCUGACGAAGCAGUUCUUUCUGAUAUCGAUAAACCAUCAUCAUAUCGAUACUCAUCUAAAACAUCACGCAAUCAACGCUUACAAGAAGAGAACGGUCAUCAAACAUUAUCAUUAACGCAAGAACGAACAAAUCGUUGUCGAUCGACAUUGAUCGAUCGAAAAAAGCACCAUUAUCAGCGCCAUAAUAAACUCACAUGUCAUUCUCUAUUCGGUACCAUGUCCGAUGUCAAUCAAAUAUUUAAGUACAAAAGAUUUCUUUCCGGUCAUCCGUGGUUGCAAGCGAUGUUUAUAUUUAUUGAUUCGUGCUCUCGCGGCAUGGGACAAGUGAUGUUCGCCAAUAAUCCUCUGUCGGGUUUUGUGAUCACAGUUGGUCUAUUUGUCGGCCAAUGGCAACUUGCCUUGUAUAGUCUGUUGGGAACAGUGGUAUCGACAUUAACGGCACACAUAAUAGGACUCGAUUACGAUUCGAUUCGAGCUGGUCUCUACGGAUACGAUGGAUGUUUGACGGCCAUGGCUAUAGCUCACUUUUCGUUUGGAUCCGAUUCUCCGCAAAUUAUUGGACCAGCCGUGUUGAUGAGUGCCUGUUCAACGGUCGUUCUUGUUGCCAUCGGAAAACUGCUUGUCGUUCGACUGGGUCUCUCACCGUUUACAUUUAGCUCUCAAGUAUGUUCAUUCUUAUGGCUUUUAGGUGCAUUGAAAUUUCGAUACUUUUUUCUGGAUGGAACACUUGUGGCACCUGGAUUAUUGACGGCGUUCGUUGAAAAGCCCAGCCUAUCAAAUGUGUCUACCGUGUCGUAUUCGGUUAUUGAUAUUUUUGCUGGAUUUCCUGCGAGUGUGAGCGAAGUCUAUUUUCUGAAUAGUCCCUUGUCGGGCGUCAUUAUUCUUGUAGGUGUAUUCAUUUGCUCGCCAAUACUAUCAUUCUUUGCUCUGUUCGGUGCAGUGACUGGUCAAUUAUCAGCAGCGUAUUUAUUUGGACUUCCAGCAGAAGCCAUUCGUAUGGGCUUGUGGGGCUACAAUUCGGUGUUGACUUGUCAAGCACUUGGAGGAAUGUUUUUCGUUCUCAGCGGCUAUCAAAUAUGGCUUUUCACGCUCUUCGGAUCCGUGAUGACUGUCCUCGUUCAAGCUGCCGUUUCUGCUUUCUUCUCUCCUAUUGGGAUGCCUCCGCUGAUGCUACCGUCCACUCUAACCUGUUGGCUGCUUUGUCUGAUGGCUGGGUCAAGCAAAAAUAUGAUAGCUGUCAAAUUAACAGCCGUUAGCAUUCCAGAAGAUCAUUUGCGACGUUUUCGAUUGAAAAGCCUGAUUAAAAUGCAUUUUGAAUUUCUGAAUAAUUUAUCGACGAUUCUUCACAAAUUCAGACACGAUGAAGACAUUUCGAUCGAAGAACUUGCAACGAUCGAGGCUGAAUUUGUACCGAUUCUCUUGUGCUCGUAUGCUCAUCGAAAUGAUACGCGAAAUUUGAAGGCAUUACUACACGAAGGAGCAGACGUUAAUUCCACAGACUAUGAUCUGCGCAGUCCCUUGCAUUUGGCCGCCUGUGGUGGGAAGACAGAAUUAUGUCUCAUGCUGAUCACAAACUUUAGAGCUAAUGUCAAUCUGGUUGACGAAUUUGGUGGAACCCCGUUGUACGAUGCCUUCUGCCACGGAAAUUUCCAUUUGAUUCCAUUGUUUUAUGCGUGCGGCGCACGAAUGCCUGUCGACAAGGCGAAAGAAUUGGCUUACUAUUUGUGUGCCUUUUCGUUUGAAGGCAAUUUGGAAGCAGUGCAAUAUUUAAUUGCGUGUGGAGUCAAUCCAAACUUUGCCGACUAUGAUGGACGAACUGCCUUACAUUUAGCCGUUUGUGGCAAUCAUUUUUCCUUGGUGAAAUAUUUAGUUGAGGAAGGUAAUGCGUCCUUGUCAGUUGCGGACUAUUAUAGUCAAACCCCAGUUCAGGAUGCUCUACGUCUACCCGAUAAGCGUAUUUCCCAUUAUCUUCAGCACUGGCGAGACCAUCCAUCGAAACAAAAACCGAGAAAAAUAAAUGAACUAAUGGAAAAUAUACUGUACGACAAUGAUAGUAAUGAUCAAGAAGAAACAGGAGAAAAAGAAGACGACGAGCUAACGAAUAAUGCCUCAACGAGUAUCGAAGAAAGUCUGCUGCCGGCCUUAUUCUGUAUGGCUGCAGCCGAAGGGGACGUAACGCAAAUGUCCAACAUUCUUGAACAAUUUCCGGAGUUUCGUGCAGACAGUGUUGAUUAUGAUUUUCGUUCGGCCGGCCACAUCGCUGCUGCCGAAGGUCAAUUGCUGAGUAUUCAGUUCUUGAGUGAACAUUCAUAUUCAAAAAGCCAAGAUUUAAGUUGGAUGAGACAGGAAGAUCGUUGGGGUUUUUCGCCCGUCGAUGAAGCAUAUCGUUAUGGACAUUAUGAAGUGGCUAAUUACCUUAAUGAAUGCAUGAAGAAAGAUCCGGCAUUGAUCUCGUCGGAAAUUGACAGCCGAAGAGAGCCUUCAACGAUAACACCUGUUGUGAGGUCAAUGCGCAAAUGGAAGAAAGUUCUUCAUUUUGGCACCUUGGUUUUGAAAAAUGAUGCAGAACUUAUCGCUGGUCUCUUCGCGGGUGGUGUGUUUUCACCGUCGGAAUUGUAUGCUGAUUAUGAUGGACGAUCACCCAUGCAUCUGGCUGCGGCCAAUGGUCAUUUGGAUGUGGUCAAAGUGUUGUUGCAUUAUGGCUAUGAUGGCAAAACGCACCGAGAUCGUUGGGGUAAUUGUGCACUGGAUGAAGCGAGACGAAAGAAAUUCGCUCAGAUUGUCGAUCUCUUACUAGCUGACGUUGUCUAA
Molecule: messenger RNA, 3048 nt
Organism: Didymodactylos carnosus
Lineage: Eukaryota; Metazoa; Rotifera; Eurotatoria; Philodinida; Philodinidae
Source: the annotation of a GenBank genome assembly